Molecule: messenger RNA, 1209 nt
Organism: Sitophilus oryzae (rice weevil)
Lineage: Eukaryota; Metazoa; Arthropoda; Insecta; Coleoptera; Curculionidae
Product: E3 ubiquitin-protein ligase SIAH1-like
Exons: 5
Coding region: 1-822 (273 amino acids)
Biological process (GO): multicellular organism development; proteasome-mediated ubiquitin-dependent protein catabolic process
Cellular component (GO): cytoplasm
Molecular function (GO): ubiquitin protein ligase activity; zinc ion binding; ubiquitin conjugating enzyme binding
Source: RefSeq, a predicted model, not a curated record
AUGUUUAUAAGUCGAGUAGAUGAGUGUGAUGCUGUAAGUGUUGAUUUACUUUCGUUACAACAAACUGUUAAAGGAGAAGAAUGUUACACUUUUUUUGAAUGUCCUGUUUGCAAAAAGCUUUAUAGAAACCUCCCUAUUUAUCAGUGCCAAUCAGGUCACAGCAUUUGUAAUACAUGCAAACCUCGAUUGGAGAAGUGUCCUACAUGUAGAGCACCUUUUGGAAUGACAAGAAACUAUUCCUUGGAAGGUUUAACAGCAGGUGUAUCGUAUCCAUGUAUUUAUCAUGACUUGGGUUGUAUGAUGUCAUUAUCUCCAGCAGAAAUAAGUAGGCACGAAGCUGUAUGCCCAUACAAACCUUACAAUUGUCCUCUGCCUCAAUGCACAAUGUCAGGAAGUCAUGAUAUUAUCACAAAUCAUUUACAGGAAUUUCAUUCUGAUCAUGUUGUUGUUUCUGAUUCACAUGGCUAUGCCGAGUCCUUUAGAUUGGAGCAGCAUUCUUUGUACAACCAUAUUUUUGAUAGGAAGGUUUUGCUAGCCUUUGAUCAUAUAUUCAGAUUGACUUGCAAACGUGUCAGCGACUAUUGUAUGUGGGCGGCCGAAGCCAUUGGCGUACAGAGUGAGCUAAAAAACUUUGUUUACGAAGUCAGUAUCAUCGACGUACGUCGCCCAGAAAAACGGCUGAUAAGAACCGACUAUUGUCUCAAUGAAAUGCCCGAAGAGGACCUUUUUAAGAAAUGCAUCAUGUUUCCAAAUAGCAUCUUAUCAUCAUAUUCUAGCCAUGGCAUGGUAUCAUAUCAUUUUAAAAUCAAGAAAGGGGUUUAAAAUGUGAAGAAGUUUAUCUCAGAUUAAUAUUGUGAUGUUUUUAAUUAUUGUUAAAAUGUAUUUCUUGCCCACCAUAGCUCUUAACACUUUGCUUUCGUAAUCGUGGCAUAGUCAAAGGACUGUAUAAACUAAAAUAGUGAUAUAUAAAUAUUUACGAUGUAUAUGAUAAUUUUCAACGACAUCUCGGUAAUUUUAGUACAUAGUAAAAGUUGAUUUUUGUCCAUUAUUUUUUUUUCAAUUUUGAUAAAACGCAAAAUUGACAAGUGUAUCAUUUAAGACUGUUUAACCUUAUUUUAAUGUAAUUCUGAACGUAUAUGAAUUAGGUUAUACAGGGUGUUUCAAAAGAAAUGCGAAAAACUUCAGGGGGUGAUUCCUUGUUCAAAAUAA